AUGGAAGCGGUGGCGGCGUCCCGGCUCGGCGCCUCGUCCCUUGGCCAACGGGGGGAGGGUGGAUUCCCCACGGUGCGCUGGCUCACAGUGUGCGGGACCCCAGAGUACAUCGCCCCGGAGGUGAUCCUGAGGCAGGGCUACGGUAAGCCUGUGGACUGGUGGGCCAUGGGCAUCAUCCUGUACGAGUUCUUGGUGGGCUGCGUGCCCUUCUUCGGAGACACACCGGAGGAGCUGUUCGGACAAGUCAUCACAGACGACAUCAUGUGGCCGGAGGGAGAGGAGGCGCUCCCCGCUGACGCCCAGCACCUCAUCUCCACCCUGCUGCAGACCAACCCGCUGGCCCGCCUGGGCACAGGUGGCGCCUUCGAGGUGAAGCAGCACUCGUUCUUCCUGGAGGUGGACUGGAACAGCCUGCUGAGGCAGAAGGCCGAGUUCAUCCCUAACCUGGAGUCGGAGGAGGACACCAGCUACUUCGACACCCGCUCCGAGCGCUACCACCACGUGCACUCCUACGACGAGGACGACACCAACGACGACGAGCCGGUGGAGAUGCACCGCUUCUCCUCCUGCUCCCCGCGCUUCAGCAAGGUGUACAGCAGCAUGGAGCACCUGUCCCAGCUGGAGCACAAGCCCUCGGUGGUGACCCGCCGCGAGCAGAAGGUCCCGCGAGAGGAGCGCAUGGCCAAGAGGGAGAGCCUGGGCAGCCUGACGCUCAGGGAGAAGACCUGGAGGACCGGCUCACCAGAGAUGAAGCGGCUGUCGUGCUCCGAGGUCUCGUUCCCCGACAGCGACUCCAGCCCGCCGUCCGCCCGUGCCCGCCGCCGCUUCUCGGCGCUGAUGGACACGCACCGCUUCGCCUCGCCACUGGAGGGCGACGGCGAGCUGACGCUGGGCAGCAGGACGCAGCAGAUGAAGACCAGGGGGGCCUCGCUGGAGGGGGCCCCCUCCUCCUGCAGCCAUGGGGACCUGAGGAGCAGCGCCAAGGAGGGAGGAGCGGCAGACAAGCUCCUGCGGCCGGCCGAUGGCUCCGCCCCCAGCGGCGCUGCGGCCCCGGGGGCCCCCGAGGCCCCGGCGGGGGGGUCAGGGGCCCGGGGCGGGGCCACCAGCGAUCUGGUCCUCAGGAGGGUCCGCCACCAGCAGCUGUCGGUCGACGGGGACAAGCUCAGCCCGCGGCCCGGGGCCAAGGUCAUCAAGUCGGCCUCCGCCACCGCGCUGUCCGUCAUCAUCCCCGCAGUGGAGCAGCACGGGACCUCCCCCCUGGCCUCCCCCAUGUCCCCGCGCUCCGUGUCGUCCAACCCCUCGUCGCGGGACUCCUCCCCCAGCCGGGACUACUCGCCCACGGUCAGCGCCCUGCGCUCCCCCAUCACCAUCCACCGCUCGGGGAAGAAGUACGGCUUCACGCUGCGCGCCAUCCGCGUCUACAUGGGCGACAGCGACGUGUACAGCGUGCACCACAUGGUCUGGCACAUAGAGGAAGGAGGGCCAGCCCAGGAGGCGGGGCUUAGUGCCGGUGACCUCAUCACUCACGUCAACGGGGAGUCGGUCCACGGUUUGGUCCACACAGAGGUGGUGGAGCUCAUACUCAAGAGUGGCAGUAAGGUGACGGUGACCACCACCCCGUUUGAGAACACCUCCAUCAAGGUGGGCCCCGCCCGCAAGUCCAGCUACAGGUCCAAGAUGGCGCGCCGCAACAAGCGCACCGGGCCCAAGGAGGGGCAGGAGAAGAAGCGCUCCUCCCUGUUCCGUAAGAUCACCAAGCAGUCCAACCUGCUCCACACCAGCCGCAGCCUGUCCUCUCUGACACGCUCUCUGUCCAGCGGGGACAGCCUGCCCGCCUCCCCCACCCACGCCCUGUCGGCCCGCUCCCCCACGCAGGGCUACCGGCCCGCCCCCGAGACCCCCUACCCCGGCCCCUCCUCCCAGAGCAGCACCCCGGCCUCCAGCACGCCCAACUCCCCGGCCGCCCAGCAGCACAUGCGUCCCAGCUCGCUGCACGGCCUCUCCCCCAAGCUGCACCGCCAGUACCGCUCGGCCCGCUGCAAGUCGGCCGGCAACAUCCCGCUGUCGCCGCUGGCCCACACGCCCUCCCCCACCACCUCCUCCCCCCCCCCGCUGGCCGGCCACACCCCCGGCUCCUCCAACACCACCCAGGCCUUCCCCGCCAAGCUCCACUCCUCGCCCCCCGUCUCGCGGCCCCGCCCCAAGAGCGCCGAGCCCCCCCGCUCGCCGCUGCUGCAGCGCGUCCAGUCGGCCGAGAAGCUGGGCGGGGGAGGGGGCGCCGGGGGGGGCUCCUCCUCCUCCUCCCACCACGCCUCCUCCUCCUCCUCCUCCUCCUCGCCCUCCCCGCUGACGGGGGGCGUGACCCUGAGGAAGCACAGCCUGGAGGUGUCCCACGGCGACUACCGCCGCGACUCGUUCCACUGCGAGCACAGCCUGCAGAGCCUGCUGGAGAUGGAGGGGGAGAACGGCCCCGCGCCCCCCUCCCCGCCCUCCUCCUGCUCCUCCUCCACCACCCCCUCGCCCCCCACCGUGGGGGAGGCGGGCGACGGGCUGCGGCCCGCCAGGAGGUAUGGCAGGCAGGAGUCGCCGCUGAGCCGCGAGGCCCCCGCGCCCCCCAGGGAGAAGGAGAAGGAGAGGGAGAAGAAGGGACGCACGGCCGACUCGGAGACUCAGACCAAGGCGUCAAGCCUCAGGGCCGAGCCCAGGACCACCACCGCCGUGGACGCGCUCAGGUCGGCCCCCUCCGCCGGCCCACCGAAGAGUGCAGCCGCUCCAGCCGCGGCCGCCGAGGCUAGACCUGGUCCCGGCCCGGCCCAGCCCGGCCCGGACCGACCUGUUCCUGGAGAGAAGCGGCCCAGCGCCGGCUCACCUGGUGCCAGCACACCUGGCACCGGGGGUACACCCGCUCUGGGGAGCAUAACCAGCAAGACCCCCAGUGAGACCAGACCCAUCCAGGCCAGACCCCCUCUGGGGACCGGCGACCCGCCGCCGAGGGAUGGGGUGAAGGGCGCGGUUGGACCGCCGGCGACCAGACCGCCGGACAAGGCGGAGGAGAAGGGGGGAGGCGUCGCCGGGAGAGACAAGGCAGGGGCCGCCCAGAAGUCCGGGGUCCUCGCCCCCCCAGACCCGUCCCGGGGGGGGUGGGACGGGGAGGUCAAAGGAGAGAUGAGCGGCGUGGACAAAACCGCCAAAAGGGGCUGCCAGGGGCCCCGGGAGGAGCGGGCCCGUCUGGAGGUGCUGGAGGAGAACCCCAUGUCCCCCUCCUCAGCCGCCGCCUCCCCGUGCUCCGCCCGGCCCCGCCCGGGCUCCCCCGGCGGGGGGGGCGGCUUCGUCACCACGCUCACCAGCGUGGCCAAGACCGUGCUGGGGCCCAUGAAGGGGCCCUCGCAGCCGGGGGCCCCAGGUUCGGCCCCGGCUGAGAGGGGGGCCGGGAGAGGCACCAAGCCCUCCUCGUGAUGAGGGACGCUCUGAUGACUCCCAGGCCUCCGGUCGACGCCUUUACGCUCUGAAGAGACAAACUGUAGCAGCAAACAGCAAACGCCACUCGGCAAAAAAACUAGCAGACUCCUCCCCCUGUUGAAUGAAGCAAACCUUUCACGCCAAGAAAACGAUUUAACAAACACUAGAGUUACGUAAUUAUAAAGUAAACAUACCUAAGGUGCAUCAACCACUGUUCUGAUAUAUGUGCAAACUGUGUUGUGUGUCUGUGUGUACCUUGGACCACGGUGUGUUGUGUAGAGUUAGAGAGCAGUGUGUGUCUUAAUGCAUGUUUAGUGCACUGUACAUGAUCAACAAAAAAAAAAAAGAAUAUUUAAUGAGAGAAUACUACAGACCUUACGAUAGUUAACACUGUGAACACCUCGAUGACAGACCACCACCAAAAACAAGAAACACCUAGGAGCAUCUUCACCGUAACCUUCACGCGAAGAGGCCGCACCCUGACCAUCACCGGGCAUUACCCCUGACGUACGGGGACAGUAGACACCUGCAGAGCUCUUUAACACAGAGGAAACGGUCCUCAUUCACGCAGCCGCCAUUUGGGUCAACCUCGGUUCCUAACCCCAGCUGGACGAGGAACUGAAAGUGGAAGUUCCCCGAUCGUUCCCCAACCAGCUGGUGUCACUCAGGCCCAUUUGACCCGAUAUCUCCAUCACUCAAAGGUCACUGCGGUUGUUUGAUCCAAAAGCUCAAAACGACUUCAUGCUCGUCUUCUGAAAUACUCGAUUUUUAGUUUCUUGCACAGAACCGCUUGCUGCGGUCGGCGUGGCAACGGGGCGAGGUGACGGGUUUGUUUUGUUCGUGUUUAAGGGCUGUGUCUGGCGGCCUGCAAUAAGCGGAGCGAGCAGUUCUCCAGUUUAAGACGUAACCGAACUGUUUGUGAAUCGUGCAAUGAGAGUCCAGCCGUCCACGUGAAUACCUUAGUGUGUGUGUGUGUGCGUGUGUGUAUGUGUUAGAUGUAAAGGGACUUCUGUCACAUGACCCGCGCUAAGAACCUAACGCACUGAAGGUACGUAGGCUAGCCCCCCCCCUCCCGUCUCUAUCGCUCCUGUGCGUUUAUGCAACCGUAGCAUUUUACGCCGUAGUCAGCGGAGAGACGUGAUUGGGUCGUAGUGGUGUUGUUGUUUACAGUGGUGUUUAUAAUGAUGAUAUGCAAUCCUCUAGUGCCCUAGUGAGUCGCAGUGCCCUGCAGUCAGUGGUACAGUGGUAGGCCAGCCGUGCACGCCGGGAUUUAGGUUUCCAGCAGCUUCCUAGUUUUGACGUCACAUAUCUUCUCCUGCGUAACGCGCUUGACUUGAAACGACGUGUAAAGAUUCCCCCUGGUGUUAGACUGCUGCCACCUGGUGGACUGUGAGGAGUAUGACACCACGAGAACGAGUAGGAUGUGAGUGUUUAGCUUUAUUUUUUAGUGUUAGUGCGCGUCGCAGACUCGAUACCCGAUACCCGCGGAACUGUUCCUUUGCUUUUUUACCUUUACUCUUGCAGUCCGGAGCAUGACCACGUGAUCUAACGAUGCUUUGAACAUAUCGAACCGGAGGAAACGCAUUUUAUAUUUUAAAUGCCCAGUAAUUUAUUCAUGCGAGAGAAUGAGAAAAUUGCACUUUAUGUCUGAAAGUCUGAAAACUAUUUAUUCUUUUUUACUUUUUCUAAUUGAUGACCUAAUUUAUUUCAACGUGUUGGUGUGUGUGUUGAAUUACUGCUUUGCCACAGAAAUCCAGUUGUUUUGUUGUCUGACCAGAUUCGUUUUGCCGAUAUUCAUGUGUUUUUAUUUGUGUUGUUCUAUGAGGGUUUGGAUGUGUAUCUGUCCAUGUACGUCUGUUAGUGUUAGCCUAUUCUUUUUGUAUUAUAAUAACCACAUAAUUGUCCUCACUGUUGAACUCGCUUCAUGACCUUGUAACAGAUUCCAGUACAGUUUGGUGGAAAACUGAUGCAGAAAAUAAUAAUAAAA
Gadus chalcogrammus (walleye pollock) is the source of this 5446-nucleotide messenger RNA. Its product is annotated as microtubule-associated serine/threonine-protein kinase 1-like. Bases 1 to 3456 code for a protein of 1151 amino acids. Gene Ontology annotation, molecular function: protein serine/threonine kinase activity; protein binding; ATP binding. The record is from RefSeq and is a predicted model, not a curated record. Lineage: Eukaryota; Metazoa; Chordata; Actinopteri; Gadiformes; Gadidae. The transcript has 14 exons. Gene Ontology annotation, biological process: intracellular signal transduction; peptidyl-serine phosphorylation.